This is a messenger RNA of Peronospora matthiolae, 1251 nucleotides long. The record is from the annotation of a GenBank genome assembly. Lineage: Eukaryota; Oomycota; Peronosporomycetes; Peronosporales; Peronosporaceae.
AUGACCAGCCUUUUUGGUCCAUUGCUAUGCGUGGCAACUCUCUUCGCAGCUUGGCAGUGGUCCCCUGCCUAUGCCAAGCGCAUUGACGCCGUGUCCUUCGGGAAACCUUUCGAUACCAUCAACGGCGAAGGUCAUCGCCAGAUUGGGGACGAGUUCGUGUACGGCGGCGACGUGGCUGUGAACCGCCACUUUGCACGGCUCACACCGGACCGUCAACAGAAGCGCGGCCACAUUUGGGGGAAGCAGAAGCUCGGCGUCAAGGAGUUUGCGGCUGUGCUGACGUUCCGGAUCAGUGGCCAGGCCAAAGCUUGGUUCGGCGACGGUCUCGCGCUCUGGGUGACGACCUCGAGCGAGUAUGUACAGGGGGACAACCACGGUUUCAUUGGCGAGUUCAAGGGCAUUGGUGUCGUCUUUGACACGUUUGUCAACCAAGAACACAGUGGUGGCCACAAGGACGUGGCGUUCUAUGAGAACGACGGCACGAAGACGCUGGACGAGCUCAAUGAGGCUGACAAGGUCGGCUGCAUGGCCCCUGGAAUCCGGUACCAUGAGAAGAAUGCGGCGUUUAGCCCGUCGCUCAACAUGUCGCGUGCUAAGAUCAUGUACACACAGGCGGAUCAGCAGGUGGCGAUCCUCAUUGAUGCCGACGCCUCGGGCACUUGGGUCAAGUGCUACAGUCAACGUCUUAACAUUGGGGAUGACUGGAUGCACGACGCCUACAUUGGCAUCUCGGCGUCGACUGGCGGUCUGGCAGACAACCACGACGUCAUUGCCUUGAAUGUCUACGAUGACGUGAUUGACUCGCUAGUUGCCGAGGAAGACGAGAAGCAUCGCAGCGCUGCAGACAAGAGUCUCGAAGCUACAUUGGUCAGCGGGGAUAUUGACGGCAAGGUGAAGUUGAUCAAGCGCAAGUACACCCAGUUGCUGGAAGAGUUCGAGUACCAGUUUACUGCACUGAAGGAGUCGACUGAAAACACGAUCCAGAAACUAAAAGAACAAGAAGCGGAAGAUGAGAAGCAAAUUGCGGAGCUUGAGGCCUGGACAAAUGGAAAAGUCAUCGAGCGUGUGGACAGCACGGUGGCUUCGGUUCGCGGCCAAGUGGUCACGCAGCUGGAAGAAACUGUGAAGGAAACGGCUGCCAAGUCUGGGGGUUGGAAGACGCCGUUUUUCGUCGUCGUUAUCAUCAUGGCCGGUGUUGUGGCUGUUGGAUAUAAGAAGUACCAGGAUCUCCGCAAGACCCACUUCCUGUAG